Molecule: messenger RNA, 621 nt
Organism: Rotaria socialis
Lineage: Eukaryota; Metazoa; Rotifera; Eurotatoria; Philodinida; Philodinidae
Source: the annotation of a GenBank genome assembly
AUGAAGAGACAACUACUUCGUAUUAUCUUAUUAACAUUUUUUGUGUUUAGCAACGCAGAAUUGCUAAAUCAUAAUAAAGAUUCGGUUGGACAGUCGUCGAUUCAUCAUGCGACACAUCUUUCAUUGAAACGAAAAGAAAUUUCAAAAUUUACACCAGCUCAUCGAAAAUUUCAAAAUGAUGCAUUGGAAAUUCAUAAUAUCUUACGUGCUCGUCAUUGUGUACCACCAUUAGUACUCGAUGAAGAAAUGAAUAUACGAGCUCAAAUCUAUGCUGAACAUCUUGCGGAAAAGGAUGGUAAAUUAACACAUAGUACUGAUCUAGGUAAUCGUUUUGGAGAAAACCUCUAUGCAAUAACACGUAAAACUCCUAUCACCAAUCUAACUGCUGAGAAAGUUGUACGGACAUGGUAUGAAGAGAUUCAGUUUUAUGACUACAGCAAACCAGUUUACAAUGCAAGUACAAGUCAUUUUACUCAAAUUGUUUGGAGAGAGUCCAAAAUACUUGGCGUAGGUUACGCGUCAGCACGAAAAGGCAGCAAAAUGUUUGUCGUUGCCCAAUAUGGACCAGCAGGCAACCAUCGUUUUAAAUUCAGUAACAAUGUUCUUAAACCGAAAUGCUAG